AUGGCCGACGAGAGCGCCCAUGCCUUGCAGUGUGCUCUGCAGAUCUUCCACAAGGCCUCCACAUCUCUGAGAAAUCUCCGGCAAGUGUCUACCGCGGUCAGCAGCGGGAUUGCGUUCUGCGGCUUCACUGGCCAUCCUGAGAGGUUUGAACACACAGCCCUUGGCUUUAAGGUGAAUUUGUCUGCCCGCAUGAUGGUAACCUACCCGAGGAUGGUGUGCUGUGAUGCAGAGACCUACGUGGCCUCUGGCCUGCCAAGUGACUGCUUCAAGGAGUUACCAAGGAGACCCAUGAAAGGUGUCAGAAGUCACAUCAUUGUCUAUCAAUACAUGGGGAUCACCAAGGAGCAGCAAUAUUACAUGAGCCUUGCCAAGGAGAGGUCACACUAUGGUCCCUUGCUGGGUCGGGAGGCAGAGAUUGACCUCUUUGAAUACCACUUGGCGGCCUACAAGCGUUUGGGAGAACCACACGUCCUGGCAUUUGUGGGCAUUCCAGGCUCUGGAAAGAGCCACUUACUCGCUGAGCUGGCUGCUUUAGGCCAGGCCGCUGGGCACAGGGUCAUCACUGUGGCACUGGUAGAGGAGAAUGUGAAGCAGCCCUUCUCUGCCAUCUGUCUGCUGGUGGCCAGGGUGCUGGGUCUCCAGGCCAAUGAGACCUGCAGUGACAGGCAGCGCAAACUGCAGAUCCUGUUCCAUGGCGCCAUACGGGAGAGCAGCUACUGCCUGCUCAACAUGUUUUCCUUGUUGAGACCUGCUGCAAUGUUCCUCUCUGUCUUUCCUGGACAGUUUCCCGUCACAGACAGGGUCCGCAAUCUGUGUUGCACUGAACUGACCAGUACAUUCUACUGGAACUGUACGCGAGUGCUAAAGAAGGUGCUUGGAGAAUCUGGCCUAUUUUUCAUCGACAAUGCCCACUUCAUCGACCCUCAGUCCUGGUGUAUCAUGGAGCCCCUGCUCCAAAGCAUCGCGGUCCUUAUGGUCAUGAGCUUAGCUCCGGGCCAUGACAGGACAGAGGGCAUUUUCAGAGAUGCCGCAGAAAGCAAGACAUCUCGGGGAAUCACCUGUCAUCAUCUGGAUGGGCUGAAAGCUUCAGAUGUGGUGCAGAAAGCCUGCCAGGAGCUUGGAGUGUGCAGCAUCCCCAGGGAGCUAGCAAGGUUCCUGAUCCAGAGAUGUUCUGGCAUCCCAUAUUACUGUGAGGAAAUGCUGCGCUACCUGCAUUGCAACAACAUGCUCUUGUUGCACACCGGGAUGCCGGAGAAAGGAAAAGACAACUGGCAGAGUCUGAUGGUCACGGCAUCUCCCAGUGUCACAGCUGCCAGGAGCGACAGCAUAAGGAUCUGUGCCAUCAGCCCAGAUGUGAGCCUCGAGACCCCCAUGCUGCCGGUGGCAUUGAAAGAGAUCGUGCUAUCUGAGCUGGACCGGACUACAGUACUACAGAAGCAGAUGGUACUGAAGCUUGCAGCCAUCAUAGGGCCGGUGUUUACCACCCACCAGCUGGUUCACAUACUUCCCAGCCACGUAAAGCACAUCAUGAAUUUAUUGCUGGACGCGCUGGUGAAGGACAACAUGCUGAAAUGGCUGAAGAACACCGAGAAGCCAGAAGAAAUGCAAGGUGCUACAGGGGGGCUGGCCACCUCUGGGCAGGCAGGAAGAGGAUUGGAGAAGAGGCCUUCUGUGAGCACGGAGGCCACGCAGCAGCGGUCUGAUGUCCUGGCCUUCUGCACCCCACUACUGUGGGAGACAACGUACGGGCUGUGGCCCACAAAGCAGAGGGUCAUCCGUCAACGCAUGUGUGCUGCCUUCCUAAAGAGGUAUGCGCACAAAUGCCAGAGGUGCCACGGGGGGGACUUUGUGGCCUUCCACCGCUUCGGCAUCUUCAGCCCCUGGGAGAGGCAGAGCUGCCAGAACUCUGCUGGCAAAGACAACCAGCGCAUCUGGGAGGCCUUGCUGCUUGCUGGACAACACCUGCGGAGGGCCAGAACCUACCCUGCAGAGGGGAAUCUAGCAGAGGGUGAGCAGACAACUCUGCAGGCCAAGGAUGGUGGCGAGUGCUCCUGCCAGUGUGAAGCCAUCGCCGAAGCAGUGCUUGUGCCCCUGGCUCGCUACUACACAGGAAUAGGCAGCACUUCCCAAGCCUUCUAUUACCUGCUGGAGUCUGCAGCUGCCUACCUACACGUCUCCAACAGCUACAUGGCCCUUGCGAAGCUUCAUGAUGCAGAGAUUCUGAGGAGCUCCAUAAAGAAAGAAGGAAAUGACAUAGACAGGUUUGAGGAGGCCGUCUUCCUCAGCCUCCAAGGAGAGGUCUGCAGGAACUUGCAACAUACGAAGCUGGCCAAGACAAUGUGCAGGCAGGCACUGAGCCUGUUGAAAAAGAAUUUCCCCCAAACUACUGUCGGGGCCUGUGUCAGGUCUUUGUGGGAACGGUUGCAUAGUGCUUUUCAGGCCAGAAGCAGAAUGUCGUCCCGUCCCCGGGCAGUUCGGAGGAAGAAGCAAGCCUGGCUGCUUUGGCAGAGCAGAUGCCUGUCCUUGCUCAAGGACCUCUACAGCCAGAAUAGCACACGUAGGGGGCAGAGGUUCUCCCGACUAGCAGCACUCAUGAAGGCCAACGUAGACAGCAAGAUGAACCUCUACUAGGCAGCAGACUCCCAUGUUGGACAACGCUUCAAUUAAGGAAAAUAGGUCAGAUUGUUUGGAGACAACCAACGCUGUGUAUUCCAGCUGACCAGACCUGAAGGAGGAACACUAGAGGAUUCUGAGGAUUGAUGCUAUACUGAAAUAGUGGAAAAUGCCACAACGGAUGCAUUACGAGCAAUUGAAGAGGAGGUAUCCUCUUUAUCCAAGAUGGUGAUUCAAAACAGGAUGGCACUGGAUAUAUUAACAGCCAAAGAAGGAGGGGUAUGCACAAUAAUAAAUCAGAGCUGCUGUGUGUACCUAAACAAAGACCUAAGAAUUGAAACCGACUUGAGGAAAAUUUGGGAACAAACAAAGGUGUUGCACAAGGCAAGUCAGGAUAACAUAGGCUGGGAAGGAGAUUUAUGGGAUGCACUCACUAGCUGGCUACCAAAUCUAGGAUGGAUAAAGCAGCUUUUCUUGGACAACCCCUCCCACGUUGGACAACCCUUGAAUUAAGGAAAAUAGGUCAGGUUAAAAGCUAUGUGCUUUCAUGGGGUGCUGAAUCGGCAGCUGCAGAUCUGAUCUUGCUAAGCCAGCUUUUGUCUGCCAAUAACAGACGCUUUUCUACAGACUCAGUGCAGACAGUGGGUCUCCCGUUUCUCCAAGUAACAUCACUAUAUUCCUAUGUCUGGAAUGCUGAUGGCAGGCUAGGACACUAAACUUCAAAUUAACGAAGGAAGAAAUUGGUGGAAGUAGUCAUAACCGACGAGACGUCUGGCCAAAGCCAGCCAAGGGUCCUCCAACCUGACCCAGGUCAAAGAGCACACAGUAAGGAAGACCUUCCCAAGACAGACCACCAAACAACCAUCGAGAGAUAUGAUACAUCUGCAUAAUCCCCCAAUGACAACCCUCUUUUACCUUCUCUAUCUAAAUAAACCCUUUACUUCCCCUUCCCUA
Molecule: messenger RNA, 3567 nt
Organism: Coturnix japonica (Japanese quail)
Lineage: Eukaryota; Metazoa; Chordata; Aves; Galliformes; Phasianidae
Source: RefSeq, a predicted model, not a curated record